This is a messenger RNA of Sander lucioperca (pikeperch), 4767 nucleotides long. RefSeq names its product TGF-beta activated kinase 1 (MAP3K7) binding protein 2 (gene tab2). Gene Ontology annotation, biological process: positive regulation of protein kinase activity. The transcript has 8 exons. The coding region runs from base 469 to 2832 and encodes 787 amino acids. NCBI's taxonomy places the organism in Eukaryota, Metazoa, Chordata, Actinopteri, Perciformes, Percidae. The record is from RefSeq and is a predicted model, not a curated record. Gene Ontology annotation, molecular function: ubiquitin binding; K63-linked polyubiquitin modification-dependent protein binding.
UCUUCCUCUCGCGAUAGUAACUUGCUUAUGCAGCCGCCAUAUUCUGUGACAGUAUUUUGAUUCGUAUCUGCUGGAAGUGAGGAAAAAGAGAAAAGUGAAGGGCUGUCGAGGGGAGGGGGGGGGCUGAAGAAGAGGAGCUGUCAAAAAGUUAUUCCCGAGUCUCUGUCAAACGGCGGAGUGCUAAAGCUCCCUCCCCUAACGCUAUUUCGAGGACACACAAGGCCCGGGGCCUCGGUGCAGUUAGCUCUACGUCUCCCUGGUAGUAGCUGGACUCCUCUCGGCUUCUCCUGUCCCAGCUCCGCGGCCCUCUGGAGGUCCGGCGGCGGUCUCGGGUGUUGAAGGCGGCCCGGGGAGCGGCGGCGGCAGCAGAGACGGAAAGAAGAUGUUCAAGAUGAAGUCGGUUUGCUGCCACGACUGACGCCCCAGUGCGCUGAACAGAACAAGCAGUCCUGACCUGGCAACAUACGAAUGGCCCAGGGAAGCCACCAGAUUGACAUUCAGGUUUUGCAUGACCUGCGCCAGAAGUUCCCUGAAGUCCCAGAGGGUGUUGUCUCCCAGUGUGUUCUGCAGAACAACAACAAUUUAGACGCCUGCUGUCAAUACUUGUCCCAGGUCAGUCCGGGCUACCUGUACAGUGAAGAAGGAAACCUCGGCUUCUCUGACGACCCUAGCUUCAUCAGGUUUCGUAAUCACAUGACCCAGCUGAACCUGGGCCUGCAGUCUCAGAAUGUGCAUGUGGCCCCGGGCCGGGACGGCCUGAGAAUGAACGGCAGUCGCACUCUGGCCCACAGCCUGAGUGACGGGCCCCUCCAGACAGGCCAGACCCCCAACAGUGACUUCUUUCAGCAGGAGCCCCAGUCAGCCCCAGUGCAGUUGCCCUCCAGCAUCAAUGUGUCUGGUGUGAUGGAGCCCACAAGCAAACCGAAGCCUCCACAGCACCUUGGACUCUACCCUCUGGGUGUCAAAGGAGCAUCUAUGGGUGUCCAGCAGACGCCACGCUUCAACCCCAUUACCGUGACGCUAGCCCCCCAGAAAGGCCGCAACACUCCCACUUCUUUGCACAUACACGGCGGUCCACAAUCGGGCCUCAGCAGUCCACAGGGUAACUCUAUUUACAUCAGGCCCUAUGUUAGCCAGUCUGGUACGACCCGGCAGAACCAGCAGCAGGGAGGCAGGGCCCAGUACAGCCCCACCUCCCAGCCCCAGCAGCAGAUCUACCAGAUUUCACACCCCUCUUCCAUGUCCGGCUCCUGGUCCGGCCCUCAGCACGCCUCCUCCUCACAUACCUCACAGCACCAGACCCAGGGCCACCAGACCUCUCACGUCUACAUGCCAAUCAGCUCCCCCACAAAUCCCCAGGCGCCCUCCAUUCUUCCCACUGGAAGCCAGGCCUCGUCCUCCGGUGUCUCCUCAUGCUCUUCUUCCUCUUCCUCCUCCUCUGUCAUGCCCACCUCCCUGUCUACCAUCAGCCAGUACAACAUCCAGAACAUCUCCACUGGCCCACGGAAGAAUCAGAUAGAGAUCAAACUUGAAUCUCCUCAGAGGAGCAACUCCACAACCACAACUGCCGUGUUGCGGACGAGCAGUGGGCCCCGGUCCUCCUCCACCUCCUCCUCCUGCCCUGCCUCUUCCUCCUCUUCAACUGGGGUGGCUACUGUCCCCACCACCCCCCUCUCCAUCGGAGGCCCAGGUCUGAGCCGCAGCCAGCCCACUGUUUACAUCUCUGCCAGCCCGCCUAAUGCUGCUACCGCUCCCUCUGAGGAGGCUAUCGUGGCCUCAGCCGGCUCCCGCUCCCAACCUAAGUUUUACAUUUCGGCCAAUGCCUCCAGCGAUGACAGUGGGGGAAGGAACCCUCCCACAGUCUACAUCUCAGCCAACCCUCCUUUACAGGGGUCCUCAGGGGCCAGGAACAUGGGGGGCCAAGUGAGCAUGGGCCCCGCCUACAUCCACCACCAUCCACCUAAGUCCCGUGCCUCUUUAGGAGGGGGAGGCACAGCUUCUUCCCCACGUGUGGUGGUGACUCAGCCCAACACCAAAUACACUUUUAAAAUCACAGUGUCCCCCAAUAAGCCCCCAGCUGUGUCCCCCGGAGUUGUGUCCCCUACUUUUGAUCCCAAAAACCUCCUCAGCCUACCCUCAGACCACCACUAUGUGGAGCCAGACCCCCUCCAUCUCUCAGACCCGCUGUCACCACAUAAGGAGAGACCGAGUGAGCCUCGCAGACUCAGCAUGGGCUCUGAUGAUGCAGCGUACACACAAGCGUUGUUGGUCCAUCAGAAGGCCCGCAUGGAGAGGCUAUGGCACGAGCUGGAGCUGAAGAAGAAGAAGCUGGAGGAGCUAAAAGAGGAGGUCAACGAGAUGGAAAACGACCUGACCAGGAGACGGCUGGAGAGAUCCAACUCAGCCUCCCAAAUUCCUUCUAUUGAGGAAAUGAAGCAGCUGCGAUGCAAAAACAGGUUACUGCAGAUCGACAUUGACUGCCUCACCAAAGAAAUUGAUCUCCUUCAAACAAGAGGACCACACUUUAAUCCCAGUGCAAUCCAUAAUUUUUAUGACAACAUUGGAUUCCUCGGUCCUGUCCCACCCAAACCCAAAGGUACUUUAUCUAUUGACAGGAGAGGAUGUAGAUAUAAUGUGACCUCUGAGCUCAUGAUGGAGCCCUCCUCUGGUCCUUCCCCUCCUCUCCCACUCGACUCGGGCAGUAAGAUUGUGAAGCCCAUCGCAGACCAGGAGGAGGACGAGGGGACGCAGUGGAGCUGCACCGCCUGCACCUUCCUCAACCAUCCCGCCCUCAACCGCUGUGAACAGUGCGAGUUCCCGCGGCACUUCUGAGCCAACGAGGCCGCCGCGCGCCGCCUGUCUUCUACCAGACCAGAAUAGCAAAGGGCCUUUCUGUUUCUUCUUUUUCGGUCGUUGUAUGAAAACUCGGACGGGGGGGGGGGGGGGGGGGAGUGGGGGGGCGUCGUCAUCACGCGUCCUGUUUUUUUCUUUUUUUUUCUUUUCUCCUCUCUAAGGUUUGUAGGACGCUGUCCACGGAAGGCUUGACUGGAUAGCGUUUACAGCUUGUGUUUUUCAUAAACGGCUGGCAGAGUGGGAUGAUACCUCACCUUAGAGACUCGGAUGGCGGGGGGGGGUCAAUCGACGGGUGACACUUUACCCCCGGGGAUACCUCGCUGCUCCCACUUACAGUAUUACGAGUGUGGCCCUGCAGUGUGACGGCGCACAUAUACACACACACACACACACACACACACCUACAUACACACACACAACCCAGGUGCCAACGUGCCUUUUUUGCUGAUGACAUUUAGUUUUUUGGUUUUAUUUCCUGUGCGGUGGCAUGGUCACGGGAUUGGGAACUGUGUUCAGCCACUGCUCUCCAUCUGAAGGGAAACUAACGGACUAAUCGUGGACUUUAAAGUUUGUUUGCUGUUUCUAGAGGAUGUCAAAGGGGGACCACUCAAACGUGCCUCUUGUCCCCUCACCUUUUCUCUUCAGUCAUGUUAAUGAAAAAAAAAAAAAGAAAAAAGAAACUACGUUGCAUGCUUUGUGUACAGUACACGGAGGCAGAACUCCCCUUGAGCUUUUUACUGUACAUACUUUUAGAAUGUGCCUUGAAAGCCGUCUUCCUCACACUAUGAAUCACUUGUAUUUCCUGUAAGUAUAGCUUUAUAGACUUGAUUAACUAUUUUUUGUUUUGUUUCCCUCUUUCAAACAAAUAAGCACCGUGCUCCCUUUUUUAAAGCUUUUGACUUGAUUUCUGUGAGAGUUGAAGCCUUGCAGAAGGAGAGCAGCAGAGCAGUCACUAUGAAGCUACGUCUGCCCGCUCUGCUCACCGCUCCGUGUCAUCGCUGGGUUUCCUGCGCACCGUCUGCAGAUGCAGCGAAGAGGAAUGGCGAUGGCGGAGUCUUAUUGUUUUUUUCUUCUUCUUUAUUUUUCAGGAUGCCAAAAAAAAAAAUGUCGGGACUAUCGGGGGAGGGAAGGGGUUUAAAAACAAAAAAGCAAAAAUUGACAAACUGCCAUCUUAUCUGACAACUGGAAUGUAGGUUUAAUGUUUUGGGGGACGACGACAACCUCAGUGCAAAGAGACUUUUCCAGUUCAGUCAGGACGAUCCUGGAACAGCUGAUUGGGUUCAAAGUUCCCAUGUUGCUGUGCGCCUGAAUUGGGUUUUUCGUGAGGUAACAAAGUGAAUAUGUUUGUGUUUAAAGUAUUCCUAUGAUGUAGAAAUAUUCCUAUGGGUCGCAAAAAACAUGACUGUCCACUUUGUAUACUCUUAUUUUUAUUUGGCUCAUUUCAUCCUCCUAAGCUUUUAUUGAUGAGGGUGUCUCUAAAGUUUACUUCUUGUGAUUAACUUACCUUAACUGUGGAGUAGUUUCUUUGUUUAGUUUGUUUCCACACUUGUGAAAUGUUGCCUUGCAUCAUCCGUGCCUUUUAGAACUAUUGAAUUUGUAUUGAUACUCUAUUCUGUCACAUCCAAGUGCCAUUUUUAAAAGCCUAAAAUUUGGUAUUGUUUAAACCCAUUUAAAAAUGAAUUAUUGUCUCUUAAGCACUUACGCCAUACUUUUUUUUUUUUUUUUUUCCAAUCCAAAGAAAUCCGUUUUCAGCUUGAUCUGCACCUUGGUGUGAAGAGGCAGUUUAUUCAUGUUUUAUUAAAUGGAAACAAAAUAAUUUGGAUAUCUAAAGUGUUUUUUUGAUUUUAGCUGGGAAAACUGUCUUUGUAACAGAUAAGUUAUUUGUAAAAAUAAUUAAAAAAAAAUCUAUUCAGA